Molecule: messenger RNA, 2094 nt
Organism: Heterobilharzia americana
Lineage: Eukaryota; Metazoa; Platyhelminthes; Trematoda; Strigeidida; Schistosomatidae
Source: the annotation of a GenBank genome assembly
AUGAAGAAGUUCACUUUAUCGUAUCUAGCUGACAGUGAUUCAAACAAAAGUGUCAACAGUCUAGCCAAUACUUCAAAUACAUAUGUACAAAUUGAAUUGCCAAAAAUCACGGAACUACAUAUUAUCAUAAAAGACUUAAAUACACAAACGAUGCUGAAAGUUAUUGGUGAUGCAGUCAUAUUGGAUAUUAAAAAGAAACUUUUGCAUACAUUCGGUAAUCUGUUGAAUGAUUCCCAAAAUAUGGGUCUUUACCAACCUGAUGAACCAAGUCGAAAGGGUAAAUUUCUCGAAGAAGAACGUCUCUUAUCUGAAUACAUUAGUGGAAAAAUAGUGAUCUCUUUGGAGUUUAUUUAUAAACGUCGAACUGUCUCACCAUUUCAUAUGUCACCGACACUGAUGAGUAAGAUUUCGAAGAACUUUAUCAAGACAUUUUUCCGUUAUGUGUCUCGAGGCGAAUGUCAAAAGGUAGGGAAAUUGCUGUUGAAAGGAUUCGAUCCAAACAUACAUUGUCCAAAAACAGGAGAAACUCCAUUGACGGUAGCGGUGACUCGAUCAAAGCCUUAUGAAAUGAUAUCAACUUUAAUCUCAGGUGGUGCACAUAGAGACUUUUAUUCCUUAUCUGGUUAUACACCACUUCAUAAAGCCGUAACAGUUGGCAAUUUUGAAGGUGUCAAGACAUUGCUGGAUUUUGGACAAUCACCAAACUGUUUAGACAGAUCUGGUUUAACUCCUUUAUACUACAAUAUACUCUAUGAUCCAGAUACAAGAAUAUGUCAUAGUCUGUUGUAUGAACACUCAAAAAUUGGUGUUGUAGACAAAGAUGGUUUACAAGAAAUACAUCAGGCAACACGCUUAAACCGUGUGGAACAGAUAAAUCUACUACUCAUGUAUGGAGCUGAUGUAAAUGCACGCUGUAAACGUCCCAAAGAAGUUGUAAACAGUUUAAAUCUCUGUAUACGUCCACAAUCAAUCGAUGGAGACACACCAUUGCAUGUUGCAGCAAAUUACAAUCAACGAGCAGCUGUACUGCGUCUUUUAUCUUGGGGAGCUGACCCAACACUAGUCAAUACUGAAAAUAUGACACCCAUACAAGUAGCACAAAAUAACGGGAACACCGAGUUAGCCGAAUUAAUUAGAUUAUUUAGAGGAAGAAAAGAGUCGAGUGAUGUAUUCCUUCCUACUCCAACGUACAAUCCACACAGACGGAUUAGACAACCUCCACCAAAUUCAUAUAUCACUGAACCAUCUACUCAAAAUUGUCCCUUAAAUAAUAAUCACUACAACAAUAACAUACAAUUGAAACCAAAAGUUAAAGGAACAACGAUGUCAAAAUCUAGACUGAAUAUUUGUAGUCCAAGCUAUCAGCAGCAACAAGAGCCACAACAACAACAACAACAAAAGCAACAACGUUCCAUACUAUCCGGUAGUAUAUGCAAUAAAUCAGUAAAAGAACGAAGAAUAUCGCGAGGACAACAGACGGAUGUGUUAUUUGACUUUAUUAACGCUGAAGCAAAAAGAUUCCAACGUGAGGGCAGUCAAACAGAUAGUGGCAUAAGUAGUUCUUCCUGUCGACCAGGUACAUUCGGCUCUCUGACUAGAAGUCGAAUAGAAUAUUCCAUGAACAAUGGUUGCAAUAACACCAACAAUACCAGUAUUAUUGACGAUAAUCUUAAAGAUAAAUACCAGGAAGAAGUUUUUUCUUCUUACGAAAAUUCCAAUAGUCAAACUAAUGUUAAAUGCAAUUUCAAUCGUCAACCCACUCACUUUCCAAGAGAUUCAACUAAUGAUAGGAGUUAUAUGCACAAAAUUAAAGGACAAUCAUAUACUGGCAAGGUAGUCCAUGUGAAUGUGCGUGAUUCGCGACAUUUGCCACGAUCAUCUACAUUACAUGGAUAUUUGGAUAUCAUAUGUGCAGUGAACUCAACUGACAAUGUGCGUACGGUUACCUUAGAUAGACAUACCUAUUCCAAUGGUGUAGAUAAAAAUGGACGUUCUUCUUUUGGAUUGUCAAUUCGAACAGUCAAAAAUGCCUCAGUGAUAGCUGAAUUCACACCGACACCAACAGACCUAGUCUACAAACUGUUAAACGUGUAG